CGAACCGGCCUGAGUCCAGAGCGCCGGGGCACAUUAUUUGCUUCCAGAUCGCGGUGCGUGCAGGUCGUCAAGUCAAGAUGUUCGUCACCGUCACAUUGCUGGUGACGGCCCUUACGGUCGUGUACGUGUAUCUGGCAUGGUACAGCAACUACUGGACGAAGCGGAACGUGCCGGGGCCGAGCCCCCGUCUGCUGCUCGGCCACUUUCCCAGCUUCAUACUGCGCCAUCGAUCGUUCGUGGAAGACUUCCAAGAGAUUUACGACCAAUUCCGAUCGAAGGCCAACGUGGCUGGAGUGUUCAACAGCCGGCAGCCGGCACUGAUGGUGCUGAAACCGGAGCUCAUCAAGGAUGUGCUGAUAAAAAACUUUAAAAACUUCCAAGACAAUGAGUUUGCCGAUUCGGUCAGCAAGGAAAGUGACCCCAUCUUCGGACGCAAUCCGUUCAUGCUGAAGGGUGAAGAAUGGAAGGAGAAGCGUGCGGAAGUCACGCCGGCAUUCACCACAUCGCGGAUGAAAGCACUCUUCCCGUUCGUGGAGGACGUAUCGCACCGGAUGCGGCAGUACGUCACGCAGCACCGCACGCAGGGACCGAUCGAGACGCGGGAACUGUGCGCCAAGUACACGACCGACGUCGUGUCUAGCUGCAUUUUCGCGGCCGACGCACAGUCGUUCACCAAGGAGAAGGCCGAAAUACGCGAGAUGGGCCGGAAGCUGCUGGAACCGAACUUCCAAGUCCUGCUCAUGUUCCUGCUGAUCGGUGUAGUGCCGGCGCUCAAGAAGAUCAUCAAGAUCGCGUUCGUGCCGAAGGAGAUUGAGCGGUUCUUUACCAAUCUGAUGGAGAAUGCGGUCGCCUACCGGGAGCAGAACAAUGUGAAGCGCGUCGACUACCUCGACCAUCUGAUGAGUCUGCGCGCGAAGAAGCAGCUUACCUCGCUCGAUAUGGCUGCCCACGGUGUGACGUUCUUUAUCGAUGGCUUCGAAACGUCCAGCCUGGCGAUGUGCUUCACGCUGUACGAGUUGGCCAAAAACCCGGACUGCCAAACGACGCUACGGGACGAGCUGAUGGGCGCACGGAACGAGGACGGUACGAUCGAUUACGAUGCCCUGCUCGAGCUGCCCUAUCUCGAUCAGGUGCUGUACGAGGCACUACGCAUUUGGCCACCGGCAGCCUUCCUGUCGAAGGUGUGCACCGUGCCGACCGAGCUGGAAGUAUCGGAAGGUAAGACGGUACGCGUCGAGCGUGGCAUUGCGCUGAUGCUACCGGUUUGGGCCGUCCAUCACGAUGCGGAAUAUUUCGAGCAGCCGGAGCGCUUCAAUCCGGACCGCUUUGCACCGGCGAACGGUGGCACCAAGGUGUACCGGGAGAGGGGAUGCUUCCUACCGUUCGGCGAUGGACCGCGGCAGUGCCUCGGCAUGCGGUUCGCACUGAUGCAGGUGAAGCGGGGCCUGUUCGAGGUUAUCACCAGGUACGAAAUUUCGAUCAACGCCAAAACGCAGCAACCCCUCAAGCUGGACCCGAAAACGUUCAUCGUGUGUCCGCUGGGCGGUAUCUGGUUGGAUUAUAAACCGAUCCAGGCGUCGGUCGAUUGUGUCGAUCGGAAGCAUUCGAUAGUGGUACACACGCUGUGCCAGGCAGUAGGUUGGUGUGAUUUGUGUGAUCGUUUCAAGAUGUUGCUGAUUCUCGUUGGCGCCGGUGUGGCAUUGGUUGGGCUGGUGUAUCUGUUCCUGACGUGGGAGUUUGGUUACUGGGAAAAGUAUGGUGUGAAGGGGCCGAAACCUAAGCUGCUUUACGGCAACAUACCGAAUCUGCUAACCAAGAAGCGGCACAUCGUGUACAAUUAUGAUCAAAUUUACAAUGAUUACAAAAACGAACCAGCCGUUGGAUACUACAGCAUCAGAACGCCCCAGCUGAUGGUAAGAGAUCCGGAGCUCAUCAAGGAGGUCCUCAGCAAGGGCUUCAACAAUUUUGCCGCAAACGAUUUCUCCGAUACCGUCGACGAAAAGUCUGACCCACUGUUGGCGCGCAAUCCGUUCAGCUUGAGUGGUGAAAAGUGGAAAAAUCGACGGGCGGAAAUUACGCCCGGAUUCACCAAUAAUCGGAUUAAAGCGAUGGCACAUUUAAUGGACGAGGUGUGCGAACGUAUGACUAAGUAUGUGAAAAAUCAGGCCGGUUCCAACGGUGGAGUAGCAUCGCUGGAUGCCAAAGAGCUGAUGGCAAAGUACACCACGGACGUGGUGGCUAGCUGCAUCUUCGCCAUAGACGCGCAAUCCUUCGAGAAGGAAAAUCCGGAAAUUCGUCUCAUGGGCAAACGGAUCAUGAACUUUAACUUUGUCGUCCAGCUCGCACUGCUCGUGACCACGUUUUUCCCGUCGGUGAAACAUUUCUACAAGUUUACCUUCAUCCCGAAGGACACGGAAGAGUUUUUCAUUCGCAUCAUGCAGGACGCAAUCCGCUACCGGAAGGAGAACAAAAUCAAUCGAACCGACUUUCUGGACCAUCUGCUGCAGCUGCAGGAUCGCAAACAGAUUACGGACGUGGAUAUCGCGGGCCAUGGUGUGUCCUUCUUUGCCGACGGGUUUGAAACGUCCAGCAUUGUGCUGACGUACUGUCUGUAUGAUCUCGCGAAGCAUUCGACCAUCCAGCAGCAACUGCGCGACGACAUACGGAAGGUGAAGGAGAGCGGGGACGGCAGCAUGUCGUACGAGCAGCUGGUGGAGAUGCCGCUGACCGAACAGAUUAUUUGCGAAACGAUGCGCAUUCAUCCGCUGCUUUCGGUCAUGUCCAAGCGGUGCACGGCCGAUACGACGCUGGUCGGUCCGAAGGAUCGUAAAAUUUUCGUCAAGAAAGGAACCACGGUGGUGCUGCCGUACUAUUCGAUCAACUUCGACGAGGACUACUACGCGGACCCGCACAAGUACGAUCCGGAACGAUUUUCGCUAGCAAACGGGGGUAGCAAGCUGUACCGUGAGCGUGGCGUUUACUUUCCGUUCGGUGAUGGGCCUCGCAUGUGCCUGGGGAUGCGAUUUGCUAUGACGCAGGUAAAGCGAGCUUUGGUGGAAAUUGUGGAGCGUUUUACCAUCUCGGUCAGCAGCAAAACGAUCGAACCGUUCGAAAUGGAUCCUGAUUUGUUCAUGCUUAUGCCGAAGGGUAGUAUAUGGUUGGAUUUCAAACCGAUCGCAUAGUUCAGGACACUUUUCGGUACAAUAAGCUAAUCGUUUCUGGCUUGGAGCAUGUGGAAUGCCAUAAUUUGUAAUUCUGUAAUUCAAGCACAAAUAAGUACACAACUUUAAAGCACUAUACACUAAUACAUAUUAUAAAUGCGACCACGCGAAGGCGUAGACUACACGUGGCUAAGUUUUAAGUGUUCGCAACACUAACAGCAAGUAAAGCAACGUAAAGGAAACAAAUGUAAAACAUAAUAUCAUGAACAAUAAAACGAAGAAAAACUUACAGAUAAA
Messenger RNA from Anopheles stephensi (Asian malaria mosquito), 3458 nucleotides. RefSeq lists its product as uncharacterized. The transcript is spliced from 8 exons. NCBI's taxonomy places the organism in Eukaryota, Metazoa, Arthropoda, Insecta, Diptera, Culicidae. The coding region runs from base 78 to 3182 and encodes 1034 amino acids. Gene Ontology annotation, molecular function: heme binding; oxidoreductase activity, acting on paired donors, with incorporation or reduction of molecular oxygen; iron ion binding. The record is from RefSeq and is a predicted model, not a curated record.